This is a messenger RNA of Melitaea cinxia (Glanville fritillary), 1526 nucleotides long. RefSeq names its product cysteine and histidine-rich protein 1. Gene Ontology annotation, cellular component: nucleus. Bases 168 to 1388 code for a protein of 406 amino acids. The record is from RefSeq and is a predicted model, not a curated record. The transcript is spliced from 7 exons. Lineage: Eukaryota; Metazoa; Arthropoda; Insecta; Lepidoptera; Nymphalidae.
GAACACACGGGGUUGAAGUGAGAAGGGCGGGGGCAUCUAUAUAAACACAACAAACCUUUGUUCGCGAUCGCGAAUGAACAUUGUUUAUAUCUAUUUGACAGUUUCGAAACUCGAGCAGUGCCCAAUAUUGACAUUUUUCUAGUUUUUACUUUAUUUCUUUUUUGAAAAUGGCUGAGACCCCCGAAGGUGAUCCUGUUCCUUCUUCUAGUGAAAAUCCUGAGAGUAAAAUUGAGUCAAACGUUAAAGACGACGAGGGGCCUUCUCCUAAAAAACGUAAAACAGUAAUAGAGAAUGAACAGAUUGAAAAGUUGGAGCACAGACUGGGGGGCAUAUUGUGUUGCGCAGUUUGUCUGGACUUGCCUCAAGCGGCCGUGUAUCAGUGUAGUAAUGGGCACUUAAUGUGUGCGCCUUGCUUCAAUCACUUGCUCGCUGACGCACGCUUGCGCGACGAGACAGCCACCUGUCCCAACUGUCGCGUGGAGAUUUCCAAAGCUUUGUCCUCGAGGAACCUGGCCGUCGAGAAAACGGUUUCAGAACUUCCCCUGGAGUGCAGGCACUGCACGCGAGUGUUUCCCCGUCACUCUCUCCAUAACCACGAAGAGAAUAUCUGUGAAGAGAGGCCGUACAAGUUUUCCCAACUGGUUGUCGAUUCGUCACCCCGUUACCCUUUCGCUGGUUUGGUUCGCAUUGUGACCAGUGUGUACUGGCUUCUGAUAUCCGCCAUCAGAAGAACCUACUUCGUCUCAGAGGUGACGGAGGCUUCGGUCAAGCGCCCGUCCACGCGCCGCAGAGUGACGGGCUGCCGCUACGCGUGCCUGGGCUGCGGCUGGCGCGGCGCGGCGCGCGCGGCGGCGGCGCACGAGGCGGCGUGCGCGCACCCGCGCCGCUCCGCCGCCGAGCUGCUGGGGCUGCUGGCGGCGCGCGAGCAGCAGGCGGCCGCCGAGCUGCGCCUGCACGCGCAGCUGCUCGACCUGCUCUCCUGCGAGAAGAUCACCUUCAACGACUUACAGCUGAAGCCGUACCGCACGGAGGAGCUCCACAAGCUGUACUACGAGACGUCGCGGUUCUGCUCCUUCGCGCACCAGUGGGUCGUGAAGGCCUUCGUCAACAAGAACCAGCGCGACCCCACGCAGAGUUCGCAGCGUGAGAUCACUUACCAGCUGGUGCUCAAGAGCAAGCCGGCGGCGCCGCUGGCCGUGUCGUGGGCGUGCGUGCGCGGCCCGUACGGCGAGGCGCGCCUGGCGCCCGCGCUGGCCGCGCACGCCUUCCGCGAGGACGAGGCGGCGCCCGCGCGCGCGCUGCCGCUGCACGACGCCGCCGACACCAACCGCCUGCUGUCCAGCAAGGCCAUCCACUUCCGGCUCAUAAUGUUCUUGUCGACAAAAUGAUGACUGAUGACGAGCCUCAUCACUAAAUACAUUCUUCCGCUUUGGACUCACCAAAGAUCGAUGCAAUAUUUUUUUUAAUGUUUCACUAAUAUUUUUUUUUUUGUAGCUGAUAUAAUAAAUCCACUUUAAUCACAUGCA